UGGCACAUGCUCUGCAGCCAGGUGUUAUCCCCGCCAGAUUGAAGAUACAUUAUCAGUACAGUGCAGUCAUUUCUUCAGGAUAUGGCUUUAUGGUUCUCAAGUAAUCCUCCCCGUGAGGAUAUGUCUGCUGAAGACAUCGAAGAGGAGAUUGAGGAGGAGAUUGAGGAGAUUGAGGAGGAGAUUGAGGAAGAGAUCGAGGAGGAGAUUGAGGAGGAGAUUGAGGAGGAGAUUGAGGAGGAGAUUGAGGAAGUGAUCGAGGAGGAGAUUGAGGAGGAGAUUGAGGAGGAGAUUGAGGAAGUGAUCGAGGAAGAGAUCGAGGAGGAGAUUGAGGAGGAGACUGAGGAAGUGAUCGAGGAAGAGAUUGAGGAGGAGACUGAGGAAGUGAUCGAGGAAGAGAUCGAGGAGGAGAUUGUGGAGGAGAUUGAGGAAGUGGUUGAGGAAGAGAUUGAGGAGGAGAUUGAGGAGGAGAUUGAGGAAGAGAUCGAGGAAGAGAUCAAUGAGAAGAUUGAGGAGGAGAUUGAGGAGGAGAUUGAGGAAGAGAUUGAGGAAGAGAUCGAGGAGGAGAUUGAGGAGGAGAUUGAGGAAGAGAUCGAGGAGGAGAAUGAGGAGGAGAUUAAGGAGGAAAUACAGGAAGUUAAUGCAGAGGAAGAAAUUAUGAGGGAGGUUCAGGAUCAGCCCUCUGUCUCCAAUAGAGAUGACUACUCCUACACUUUCUUCUCAGAGACGGAGGAAUCUGAGAGAUCUGAGAGAUCUGAGAAAUUGUCCAGUCUUCGCAAAGCCCUAGAAAAGAAGAAAAGAGCCAACGCUGCUCUUGAAGAAGCCUGGAAGAAGGCACAAACAGCCAAAGCUAGAUUCAAAAGAGCCCUGAAGCAGGAGCGAAAAGAAAAAGACGCUCUUGCCAAGGCUCUGAGGAAGGAGCAAGCUGAGAAAAAACGCCUUGGUUUUGAAAUGGAGCACAUGAAGGCACAGGUGGCUGAUCUCAAGAAGUCACAGAAAGAGCAGCAGCGGAGCAAAGCAAAGCUGAAAUCCACAAUCACUGGAAUGGCCGCUGAGCUCGAAGAAGACAAGAAUGUGAUUGAGAAGCUCCAGAAGGAUCUGGAGACGUCCUCCUGUCAGCAAGAAAAAGAAAUCCCAGAGCGUGAUAAGGUGAAUUGGGCUGAAAUCAAGACACUAAAGGAUCGCAUCAUUGAGCAGGAUGAUGAAAGUCUGGAAAAAGACAAUCAAAUUCAAUCUCUACAUCUCAAUGUUCAGAAUCUUCAAAGCAAUAUUGAAUCCAAAGACAACAUGGUUUCCUCUCUGCAGCAGAAAGCGAACCAGUGGGCCUCAGAUCUCGAAGAGGAAAAAACAAAAAACUGUUCACUCCGGAGGGAUUAUGAGGCCGCUGUCUCCCAGCAGCAGAAGGAAGCGGAAGAACUAGACCAUCUGACUCAUGAGAACCAACAACUUGCUUCUGAAAAAAAAAGGCUGCAAGGUGAACUUGAGGCUGCUGUAAAUGAGCGGCAGCUUCAUCAGAAAGAUCUUCAGGAAGCUCGAGAAGCCUGUGGCAAACUUGAGAAGGCCGUUAAGAAGGAGAAAGUUUGCCUCUCGACAGCAUACAACAAGUUCCAGAUCCAAAAGAAGGAGCUCUCUGAGAAGAGUCUGGCUUUAGAAAAGAGCCAGAUUGCUGAAAAAUUCUUAAAGUUGUUUGUCAAAAACGAGAAGAAGCGGUAUGAGCAGCUGGUUUUAGCAAAGCAGGCUGCAGUCAAACCUCUUGCAAUCCCCAGCAACCACCUGAGAGAAGCAUCUGCGACCUCAGAGCGUCUGAUGUACGACAUGCAGACUUUGAGAAUGGAAAAUGCAGAUGUCACAGCUAAAUUCAACGUUAUGGAGACAGAAUAUGAUAGAACAAGAUCUAAACUCUGUUCUCUUUCUGAGCGCCAUGAAGAGAUGAUGUUAAAGAAUAAUGAUAUCAUCUCUGAGAAGAACGUAACCAUCACUAAGCUCCAGUUCAUGGUGGAUGGAUUCAAAGAACAGCUGUCCGACAGCAAGGCGAGACAGGCAGAACUUGAAGAAGCCUUAAAACAAGACAAGAAACAAAACCUGGAGUUGCAGCAAAGAGUUGAUCAGAUCACCUCUGCUCUUGAAAAAGAAAGGACCAGGUGUGAGAAGCACCGCGUGGAGCUCAAGGAGGCUUUGACAAAGCAGAUUGAGACAAUGGAGGAGAAGCAGAAGUUGGCUUUGGCUCACCAGAAAGCUCACAACAGCUACGUCAGGCUUCGAGAACAACAGCUGGCAGAGUCAAACUAUCAGUACAGACACGUCAGUGACACUGAGCUCAGGCUUAACCAGCAGAAAACUGCCCUGGAUGAGAGCGCAAAGGCUCUACAACAUCUGCAACAGGAAUACAUACUUCUGGGGAAGAGGCACAGUAACAUUAAUUCUGACUAUUGUGAGCUGCUUAAAACUCACAGUGCCCUCCAAAUCAGAUAUGAGAGGCUGAGCUAUGCACAAGGUAACCCACGACCAGAUUUCAGCCCACUUCAGUUCACAAUAAAAAUUUAAUUUUUUGGUACACACAACAUCUAUUUCAGGGGAGUGGAGUAAUAAAGUACCUAAAAAUUGUACUUUCCACCAUUGGAAGAGGGAUCCCUCCUCUGUUGCUCUUCCAGAGGAUUCUUCUAAUAUUCCCUGUUAGGGCAAGGGAAAGGAAUGUUUUGUGGGAGUUUUCCUCAUCCAAAUCACGGGUCAAAGGACAGAGGUGCUCGUGUGAUGUACAGGUUGUAAAUCUGGG
Molecule: messenger RNA, 2770 nt
Organism: Etheostoma spectabile (orangethroat darter)
Lineage: Eukaryota; Metazoa; Chordata; Actinopteri; Perciformes; Percidae
Product: golgin subfamily A member 6-like protein 22
Exons: 2
Coding region: 82-2541 (819 amino acids)
Source: RefSeq, a predicted model, not a curated record